Messenger RNA from Pseudo-nitzschia multistriata, 1587 nucleotides. The record is from the annotation of a GenBank genome assembly. Lineage: Eukaryota; Bacillariophyta; Bacillariophyceae; Bacillariales; Bacillariaceae.
ACAGACGAACUCAAAGACAAUGGCUACUCGAACACAACGUACGGGAAGCAUAAGUUCCAAGCUUCACAGCAUAUUCUCCAGGAAAACAGAAACGGAAGAAAUGAAAUCUCGUUACGAAUUGAUGGGUGCAUUUGCCAGGAUCGAAAAAAAUCCAUCUUCUAGAGACAAGAUUGUUUCCUCUUGGAAAGAGGCGAAGAUAGUACUGGAGGAAGAGCUCAGCUUUCCAUCCACAAUUGUUCCUUCUGAAGUUAACAAUUCCGAUCAGGACUUUGCUUCCUUGCAAAAACAACCUCUAUCAUCUACCGCAGAGAAACAUGCAAACAUGCUAGAAUCAGAUUUGAAAAAUGUCCAGGAGGGUUUCUCUGCAUUAUGGCUGUCUAGUACGAAAUGGAAACAAAUUAAAUCAUAUCCAGAUCAAAAAAGGUUACUCGAGACGGCGAAGAAAGGAGAUACGACAGAAGAUGCCGAAGAUUUAGUCACUUCCAUAGAAAGAGAAUCUAUCGAGAAAGCUGAUCUGUACUUUAAUGCACGAAUCCCAAAUGCCGAGGCACUGUACAAACACGUGCAAAGAAGAGAUGAUAGAAUAACAGAGCUUGAGGAGCGAAUGAAAGCAAAGGAAGCAGAAGAGCGGGCUUCAUCUUUGAUGCAGACACUGAAUGACGACGAUCGACAGAUUGUGGAAGAUGCUAUUCACGGACAUGGCGGUGACGACCAAAUCAUCGCUCAAGUCGGGGCAGACUCCGUUCGAAGAGCAUCAAUGAGAACACUGAAGCCUGGAAUGUGGCUAAACGACGAAAUCAUUCAUUACUUUUAUUUGAUGUUGGCGAAGCGAGACGAGGGGCUAUGGAAGAACGAUCCCUCUCUUAAACGAUCGCAUUUUUUUAAGUCAUUUUUCAUAACCAAGCUUUUGAACGAAGGCAGUGCCAUCUGCGACGGGAAGUAUGAGUACCGCAAUGUAAAACGAUGGUCGAAAAAAGUCCCAGGGAAAGACAUUUUUAACCUUGACAAAAUUCUUUUCCCGAUCAACAUGGGUAAUAUGCACUGGAUCUGUGCAGCAAUAUUUAUGAAGAAGAAACGAAUAGAAAUUUUCGAUAGCAUGGGGUCUAGUGGAAAUAGGUAUCUCAAUGCCCUUUUCAAGUACAUCCAAGACGAGCAUAUGGACAAGAAGAAAACCCCCCUUCCUGAUGCAGAUGCGUGGGAACUUGUACCAACUCAGGGGGACACGCCACGUCAAAGAAAUGGUAUGUUUUUCGAUAUGCAUCUCGGAUUUUGAUUAUUUGUUUGUUGAAACGGAAAAUCAACCGUUCACGUGGUUGAAAUUCACGCUCACCGGCUACUUUUUCUAAUGUUCCUCUGCAAUCAUAGGGCAUGACUGUGGUGUAUUUACAUGCAUGUUUGCAGACUUUUUGUCUAAAAAUACUGCACUGGUAUUCAAUCAAGACCACAUCAAUCAAUGUAGAGAACGAAUUGCUUUAUCAAUUAUGAAAGGCGAGGCAAUCAUGUGAUCGACAAACGAGCUGAUCAUUUUGUCGGUACCAAAAGCUCAGCGAAGGGGCAGAAACAUGUCAAUACAAAAGCGUGCAAUAU